AUGGCGUACAGUCAGGGGGGCGGCAAGAAGAAGGUCUGCUACUACUAUGAUGGUGACAUUGGAAAUUACUAUUAUGGACAAGGACACCCUAUGAAGCCUCAUAGAAUACGAAUGACCCACAACUUACUUUUGAACUAUGGACUCUACAGAAAAAUGGAAAUAUAUCGCCCUCAUAAGGCCACAGCAGAAGAGAUGACCAAGUAUCACAGCGAUGAAUACAUUAAGUUUCUUCGAUCAAUAAGACCAGACAAUAUGUCUGAAUACAGCAAACAAAUGCAAAGAUUCAAUGUUGGUGAGGACUGUCCGGUGUUUGAUGGCCUUUUUGAGUUCUGUCAGCUUUCCACUGGAGGCUCUGUUGCCGGUGCUGUAAAAUUGAACAGACAGCAAACUGACAUGGCAGUAAACUGGGCAGGAGGGCUUCAUCAUGCAAAAAAAAUCAGAAGCGUCUGGGUUUUGUUACGUGAAUGACAUUGUUCUUGCCAUACUUGAACUCCUAAAAUACCACCAAAGAGUGUUAUACAUUGACAUAGAUAUUCACCAUGGUGAUGGUGUUGAAGAAGCUUUUUAUACCACUGAUCGUGUUAUGACAGUUUCAUUCCACAAAUAUGGGGAAUAUUUCCCUGGCACCGGUGAUCUCCGAGAUAUUGGUGCUGGAAAAGGAAAGUAUUAUGCUGUCAAUUUUCCAAUGAGGGAUGGAAUUGAUGAUGAAUCAUACGGACAAAUAUUUAAGCCAAUCAUUUCCAAAGUAAUGGAGAUGUACCAGCCCAGUGCAGUAGUUUUACAGUGUGGUGCCGAUUCAUUGUCAGGAGACCGCCUUGGGUGUUUCAAUUUAACAGUAAAAGGCCAUGCUAAGUGUGUUGAAGUUGUGAAGACUUUUAACUUGCCUCUACUCAUGCUUGGUGGAGGUGGAUAUACUAUCCGUAAUGUUGCUCGUUGCUGGACAUAUGAGACUGCUGUUGCACUGGAUUGUGAAAUCCCAAAUGAGCUACCAUACAAUGAUUACUUUGAAUAUUUUGGACCAGAUUUCAAGCUUCAUAUUAGCCCUUCUAACAUGACCAAUCAAAAUACACCGGAGUACAUGGAGAAAAUAAAGUAA
Molecule: messenger RNA, 1096 nt
Organism: Staurois parvus
Lineage: Eukaryota; Metazoa; Chordata; Amphibia; Anura; Ranidae
Source: the annotation of a GenBank genome assembly